Rosa chinensis is the source of this 868-nucleotide messenger RNA. Its product is annotated as sigma intracellular receptor 2. Lineage: Eukaryota; Viridiplantae; Streptophyta; Magnoliopsida; Rosales; Rosaceae. The record is from RefSeq and is a predicted model, not a curated record. The transcript has 2 exons. Gene Ontology annotation, cellular component: endoplasmic reticulum. The coding region runs from base 101 to 613 and encodes 170 amino acids.
UCCAAACUUUCAAGAUCCUCUUUUUGCUACCAAUUCCCUCUAGCUAGCGAUUUUCCAUUCCUCUCGCAAAUUAGUAAAAGCUCCAAAUUAAGCAACAAAAAUGGGGUCUCUUGUUAAGCUCAUUGAUGCUUUGCUCUUCCUCUUGCUCCUCGCGAUCGCUUUUGAAACCCCAUUGAUUGAAGGGCAAGCAUGUCUCCCUAUCACCCUAUACCCAGAUUUUCUCGUCGAACUCCGGAGCUGGUACGCAGGAGAAGUUGGUGACUACCUCAUGACUGAGACGCCGGAUUUCUACGUCGGGAUCAUAUGGGUUGAGCUUCUUUUUCAAUGGCCUCUGGUGCUUGUGAAUCUUUAUGGCAUUUUAGCUGGGAAGCAUUGGUUCAACACCACGUGCUUGAGUUAUGGCAUUUCUCUAUUCACUGGCAUGGUGCCUAUAUUUGCAGAACUCACAAGAUCAGGAAGGGCUCCGGAAAAGUUAUUGACGGUGUACUAUUCGUUCUUGAGUGUGGGUGUUGUAGCGAUACUUCGUGGAUUGCUUCCCAACUCAUCAUCGACCAAGUUCUCUUCUGCAACCAUUGGCAAGAGACCUGCCUCCGGUAGGAAGAAGAGAGUUUGAAUUGCGACUCAAGUAACCCAAAGUUAUUUUGACUCCCCAAAAAAAAGUAACCCAAAGUUUGUAAUCAUCCAGAGAGCAUUUGUAUUUCAUCCAUGGUGAUUGCCAUUUGCCUCUUGUCUAGUUAAGAAUUCAGUUUUAAUUGUGGCAUCUAGAGGCAACAUAAUCCAUUUAAUUUGUAGGCCGGUAAGCCUGGUAUAUGUCGCCAACAAAAAGACUAUGUAGUCCAUAUCAUUAAUUAUUAGAGAUGUUAUCAUG